AUGCUAAGAAGAGGAAUAGCCUUAUCUGUCGCAGCUUUAUUAUUGCUUACCAACACUAGUGCAAUUCAAAUAAGAAGAGUGCUUGGAAAGGGAGAAUUUGCUUAAGUCCGUUAAGAACCAGAGAUUACUGACUCCUCACUCCUAGAAGAAACUGAAUCAGAAACAUCUGAGCCAGUGGCCCCCCUUAUACUAUCAGCUGAUUAAUUAGACAGCUAUAGAUAUGAAUGCUGCUAAUACAUUGAUAGAUGGCUCGGAUAAGGAUAUAUUGAUGAAAGAAUUGCUGAAAAUUAUAGAUAACUCUAAGAGGAAAUUAUAGCUGAUCUUAUUAAUGAAGGAGAUAUAGAGAAGUUCGAAUCAGCAAUUGAGUCUUGCCAAUCUGAUAAUGAAUACUACAAUGAAAGGGAUAGAAGAACUCCAACAGCAACUGAGCCUCCCGCUCCAGAAUCGAGUAAUAAUCCAACUCCAGAUGUGACUGAUCCAGUACCAGAUGUGACUGAUCCAGCACCAGUAAGAGAAAGAGUCACAUUUACUGAUGAGUAAAUAGAAGAAUUGAGAGUUGCUUGCACAUAAUAGGAUGACAGACAACUAGAAGCUGGUGAAGUUUCUCAAGAAAAAUAUGAUGAAGGCAAAGGAGCCCUUCAGAGAAUUAUUGAUGGCAUCAUUGAAGAUGGAGACGCAGAUCUUUACUGGACAAACCUUUCAAGAUGUAGGGAAGAAUGA
Stylonychia lemnae is the source of this 720-nucleotide messenger RNA. The record is from the annotation of a GenBank genome assembly. NCBI's taxonomy places the organism in Eukaryota, Ciliophora, Spirotrichea, Sporadotrichida, Oxytrichidae.